GCGCAUUGUUUUUUUCUAAGUGUUUUGUAUAGAAUUCAUAAACCAUAUUAACACGUAUAACACAAUGAUGUUUGUUUAUUUUAUGGCGCUCAUCGUUUUAAAGUCAGCUCCAGCAAUUUCUAAUCCUACCGGGUCUUCCUCCAAUCCGCCAGGUUCUGAGCAAAUCGACCACGUUCACUUUUUGGUCAAUGACAUUAGCAAUUUGUAUGAAAAUGAAAAGUAUUCUGAUGUUGUUUUAGUUGUAGAUAAAAAACGAUUUCACGCCCAUCGUAUUGUGUUAGCCUCACGCAGUGAUUAUUUCAGCGCAUUGCUGUUUGGAGAUCAUAAAGAUUCCCGUCUAAAGGAGGUGCCAAUAAAAGAAGGAUCAGCAACCUCAGUCAAAGUUCUUCUUAAAUAUAUUUAUUCUGGUAGAGUGGAUUUAAGUACUCUACAGAGUAAAGUUAUUGUGGAAUUAUUAAUUCUCUCGAAUGUAUAUCGCUUUUCAAACUUACAAUUUUCACUGUCCGAGUAUUUACUGAGUAAAAUCGAUGAACACAAUGCAAGUUCGUUGUUUGUUGUGGCACUUUACUAUCAAAUCAAAGAACUCGAAAUCGAAUCACUCAAUUUUAUCGACAUUCAUGCUUUGGACGUAUUGCAAUCUGAAGAUUCUCUUUCUUUGACGCCCGAAGCAUUACUUCUAAUUCUCAAUCGUGACACGGCGUAUGCUAACGAAUUGGAUAUAUUCCUCAGAUAUCAGCUUAUGGAAGAUGAAGAACUGUCAGAAGUUAGGCGAUCAGAGCUGGUUAGUUCGGAUUCGAGUAUUUUGGAUGUCAUAAAAUUGAGUAUAGAGUCCCUCCCACAAGAAUUUAAAGAUCAAGGACGACUAGAACCUAAUGUGAAUUUCGCUGGAGAUACACCCAAAGAGCAUUUUCAAAUUGAUGGCGGUACCAUGAUCAUGUUGAAUCAUCCAUCGAAUAUAAACUAUAUUGAAAUGGAGUUAAGCGACAAACAAGCAAAAUCUUACACUUAUUACAUUCAAGUAUCGAUGGAUAGCCACAAUUGGUUGCGUGUAAUAGAUCAUUCAAAUUAUCAUUGUCGGUCAAUUCAACGUUUGUGGAUUAUCCGAAGAUUUGUUAGGUACAUCCGUAUUGUUGGCACCAGUAAUACUAGUAAUAAGAGUUUUAACUUUUUGAAAGUCAUGUACAAUACGGAAAAAUUGCACUUGGUGGAAAUCAAAAACGGAUUAGUGGCACCAAAGUACAAUGUUACUUUACCAUCUAUGGAUUGGGCCAUAGUCAUCAGACAACCAGAUUGUUUACAAAUUCAACUCGCCCAACCGUAUAUGCUUAGUUCAAUGAGGAUGCUACUUAAUGAUGGCGAAGGCCGAGCCUGUGGUUACACUAUACAUGUUUCGGUCAAUGAUAAAGAUUGGGAAAUUAUUGUGGAUAAAUCUAAGAAGUCGGCUCGUUCGUGGCAGUUGUUGAAAUUUGAUCCCAGACCGAUAGUGUAUAUACGUGUUACUGCCGUUCUAACUUCAAAAAAAGACGAACUGUUUGAACGUAUAACAUUAGUGGCACCUAUUGAAGUAGAUUUCAACGCCGGCCCAAAACAGUCGUGGUCGAUAUCACGGUUUUUGCGUCGUUAA
Molecule: messenger RNA, 1624 nt
Organism: Adelges cooleyi (spruce gall adelgid)
Lineage: Eukaryota; Metazoa; Arthropoda; Insecta; Hemiptera; Adelgidae
Product: BTB/POZ domain-containing protein 9-like
Exons: 12
Coding region: 65-1624 (519 amino acids)
Biological process (GO): adult locomotory behavior; modulation of chemical synaptic transmission; circadian behavior
Molecular function (GO): protein binding
Source: RefSeq, a predicted model, not a curated record